Messenger RNA from Rattus rattus (black rat), 440 nucleotides. Its product is annotated as cytochrome c oxidase subunit 7B2, mitochondrial. The coding region runs from base 84 to 326 and encodes 80 amino acids. The record is from RefSeq and is a predicted model, not a curated record. Gene Ontology annotation, biological process: mitochondrial electron transport, cytochrome c to oxygen. NCBI's taxonomy places the organism in Eukaryota, Metazoa, Chordata, Mammalia, Rodentia, Muridae. The transcript is spliced from 2 exons.
CUUCUCAUAUAACUUUGAAGCCAUCAGCCAAAUCUCUGAAAACAGACCCACUGCUUCAAUCAAUAGUACUCCUAUCAUAUGCCAUGAUGCUUCCAUUGGCCAGAUGUGCACUAAACCAUCUCAAGAUUCAAAGCAUUCCGAAAGUUGUGGGAAGACAGAAACACUCAAAGCCCUCAUCAAAUUUUCAUGACACAUAUGGCAAUAUGAUGCUGUGCAGUGGGGCCGCUUUCUGUCUAGGUGCAUAUAUAAUUUUUAUGACCCAGAUGGGGGUGGAGUGGAACCUGUCUCCUGUGGGCAGAGUCACCCCCAAAGAGUGGAAUGAGUAACUUUCUCAAAACAUUAACAGAAUUGUCUCAAACCUAACUUGUCACGGACAUGUUCUUCUGUUCAGUGAAAUCAGCAUAGUAAAAGAAAUAAAAUUGAUUCAGAAGUGCUAACAA